Molecule: messenger RNA, 2022 nt
Organism: Phialemonium atrogriseum
Lineage: Eukaryota; Fungi; Ascomycota; Sordariomycetes; Cephalothecales; Cephalothecaceae
Product: peptide N-acetyl-beta-D-glucosaminyl asparaginase amidase A-domain-containing protein
Exons: 4
Coding region: 1-2022 (673 amino acids)
Source: RefSeq, a predicted model, not a curated record
AUGAAAGGUUUGGGGGCAGGACUGCAAGUGACAUCGUUGCUGCGGACUGGCUGGGCGACCACCAUCUCAUCUGCACCGACGGCCGCCCCGACUGUUCUCGAGUGCUUCCAGGUUGCACAGCCUGUCUUGACACCCCAUGGCGCCAUUUACUCGCCGUCCGUGUCUGAGGAGGAGGGCCCAUCUUCCAAGGAAUCCUGUACCGUUUUGCUGAUGGAGCACACAUUCGCGUGGAGUUACAACGACCCCUUCAUUGGGAACUACACCCCGCCUAGCUGUCAAUUCAACCGAGUAGUCAUGAACUUCACUGUGACGUCCCAAGGCAGACAAUUCGACCGCCUGGCCCUCAUGUACUUUGGUGACACAGAGGUCUGGCGCACCUCGACGGCCGAGCCCACGUCCCCGCCCGGCAUCCGCUGGGUUUAUCUGAAGGACAUGACCCACUACUUGUAUUUCUGGAAGUCGCCACAGAAGCUCAUCUUCGACCUGGGCAACCUGGUCGACGACAAGUACACGGGGUCCUUCAACACGACCCUGACGGCGACCUUCUUCACGAGCGACGUCGAGUCGGGCGCCGCGCCGCCGAGCGACCUGGUCAUCCCCAUAUCCAAGCGGCAGGGCGCCGCCAACGCCGUCAGCCAGUUCACGCUGCCCGAGGACGAGGCCACCAACACGGUGGCCGGGUUCCCGAGGAACGCCCGGCGCGCCGUCUUCUCCGUCUCGGCGUGCGGGCAGGCGAGCGAGGAGUUCUGGUGGAGCAACGUGCUGCAGAGCGACGUGUACGCCUUCAACGCCACGGCUGGGGAGUACCCGGGCCUCAGCCCCUUCCGCGAGGUACAGGUCCUGAUCGACGGGCAGGUUGCCGGCGUCCAGUGGCCGUUCCCCGUCAUCUUCACGGGCGGCGUCGUCCCGGGCUUGCACCGGCCCGUCGUGGGCCUUGACGCGUUCGACCUCCGCGAGCACGAGAUCGACAUCACCCCCUUCCUCCCGCUACUAUGUGACGGGGCCGAGCACACGUUCACCAUCCGAAUCGCAGGCCUAGACGACGACGGCGGCGGCGGCGGCGGCGGCGACAGCGACGAUUUCUCGGACGUGGUCGUCACCGAGACGGUCGGCGACAGCUGGUAUGUCACGGGCAAGAUCUUCGUCUGGCUCGACGACGACGAAGGGUCGAUCACCACGGGGGACGCGCCGACCGUCGAGGUGGGGCCGCCGGUCAUCACCCUCUCGCGCCACCUCGGCCAGACCUCAAACGGCACCAACGAGACACUGGCAUACACCACCGAGGUCAGGCGCACGCUGACCACUAGCGGCAGGGUGGUGACGCAGAGAUCGAGCGGCGCCGUCUCCUGGUCGCAGAAACUGUCGUACUCGAACAAGGCGUACAUCAGCAGCUUCGGCUACGACCAGCUUAACGAGUUGCUCGUCGAGGGCGCAGACCGGUCCUCCUCCUCGUCGUCGUCCUCGGCCACCGAUGACGGUGACGACGGCGCGGCAGAUGUGGUGCCCUACUACGGCGCCGACUACCGCUACCCGCUCUUCGCCAACACGACCACGGACGUCUCGGAGCAGGGGAACCUGACCCUGCGGGCCCACCUCGUCCAGGGCCUCAGGCUGCGCGUGCGCGGCGCCUCCGUCUUCCCCACGGGCCUCGAGGCCUUUGGCGGCGGCGGAGAUAGCACCCUGGAGACGAGCAAGGAGGGCACGGCCUCGUUCUUCCAGACCGGCGACGGGAAGAAUAGCUCGGGCUUCGGCGAUAGCGCCCAGGUGUUUCGCUUCUCCUCCGGGGUGGGCGGUGACGGUGACGGUGAUGACGUCGGCGAUCUGUUCUUCCGCCACGUAUCCGCCGUCAACGGAACCGUCGUCUACGACCGUGUGCGCAUCGAGGGGAGGGAUGCCGGCGGGGAUGUCGAGGGUGGGACGCCCGGGGAGGCGGGGCCGGCGAUGUUGUUUGCGCCGGCGCCGGCUGGCGGCGGGAGGGGGCCGAGGGUGUUCAUGGGGAGGGCGGCGGUGGGGGUUGAGUAG